GCUAACUGUGGAGCCAUUUGUAGCACGGUCCCCGCCUUCACCGUGUAGGCAGUGAGCAGGAUGGGCGGCCCCCCGCACUGCAACCAGCCAAGCCCCCGCACCACCUGUUGCACCGACUCCGCCGUAGCACUCACGGUGUCGGCCGCCGGGAGCGGCAGCGCGGCGGCAAGCCCCCGAGCCAGCUGGGCGGCACGCGCGGCGGCAGCCCAGCCAGCGGGGAGAAGGGCCACCGCCGCCGCAAACCGGUCGGCCGCCGCUUGAGGCGACGCCGGCCCCGGUAGGGGCGACAGCAGGCGCGCCCGCGUAAAGUUAUGGCCUCCCAAAGUUCAGGGUCGGUCAUCGGGGUCAGGGGUCUCCAAUGUUCCCCAAGGAUUCGUCACACGGAGUCUCCGGAGUCUGGGUGGGACAGCCGACAGCCAGAUGCACAGGACCACCAUCCAAAGGCUCCGCCCGAUAGCACAAGUGCUACGAUUGUCAGCACCUGACGGCCGCGCGCUGAGCUGUUCACCCCUCAUAUAUCUACAAGGGGCUGGCUGAGGCAGGAGCGGAGCCGAAGUGGACGGGCUCUGCUGACUUUGAGUACUUGAACGGUGAAGGCGAGCGAGUGUUGUUCCAAUUUUGAUCGUGAGGGCAGGGAUUAGGUGCUGCGUUUUGGGCGGCGGACGGCUGUGAUCGAGGCGGCGGAACAUAACCACACAACGCACAUAACUUGCGACACAACGAUGCACACAACGCACACUACGAACAUUACUUGCUGCACAACGCACACAACUGAUUGCUUCUUUUCUCCCACUACUUUUGUGGACUGCUGUGACAUUUUGGUGUUCAAGAGGCGAGGGGCCCUAGCGGCUCGGUUAGUCUCGUUGCAGGGUCCGUGAUGACCACACAUCCACCUGUAACAACAUCAUCAU
This is a messenger RNA of Chlamydomonas reinhardtii, 911 nucleotides long. RefSeq lists its product as uncharacterized. The record is from RefSeq and is a predicted model, not a curated record. Bases 61 to 261 code for a protein of 66 amino acids. The transcript has a single exon. Lineage: Eukaryota; Viridiplantae; Chlorophyta; Chlorophyceae; Chlamydomonadales; Chlamydomonadaceae.